Messenger RNA from Schistosoma intercalatum, 2600 nucleotides. NCBI's taxonomy places the organism in Eukaryota, Metazoa, Platyhelminthes, Trematoda, Strigeidida, Schistosomatidae. The record is from the annotation of a GenBank genome assembly.
AUGAAUUACAGUGCAAUACUCAUACCACUGGACUGCUGAAGUUUCAGUAACAUCUGCAAACGCCGCAGCCAGUGUUACUGGUGACUUUAUUAUCCAAUUUGCAACUGUUAUCAUGAUCUGCCUUAGUUUCAGUCGCGAUCGAGCGAAGAAAGUCGCCGUUCGAGCAGACUUUUUCCUCCAACAUGAAGAACAACGAAAUACAAUCUCAUCACGGUAGUCUGCACACUUUACUACAGUCAUUUGAUAACCGCAGUCACAGCCUCUCAAUAAUCACCUCUUCUCUAAAAUCCCCUGUAAACCGAUCGUAUGUGAGCAUCAGGUGUUGAAUUUGACUCCGUGACCUUGAAAUUGCUCAAACGCUUCUGAUUUGCUCGUCCAUAAAUUAAAGUUUCGCCGAAUAUCCACUAGAAAUUUAGAACUCUCAUAUUUCAAGGAAAUGUUCAUUAGAUUCGCUAUUAUUUGAUUUUACUAAAACAGCUCUCUGUAAUGGAUAUGAAAUGCUCUAGACAUGAACAAAUGCUAAAUAUUAUAAGUGGAGAAAACGUAAAUAUUGAAGAACUUAAAAGAUUGUCUAUUGACGGUUGUCCCGAUUCUAAUGGGAUCCGUUCUAGAGUUUGGAAGUUCCUCUUAAAUUAUCUUCCUUAUAAUGUCGAAAAACGACAAGAACGGAUCACUUUUAACAGAAGGCAAUAUGAAGGUUAUGUAAAGGAAUUUGUAUUUGAGUCUUGUGUGGCAGAUGCUAUGCCUGCUGAUCAUCCACUGAAUUUAGAACCAGAUGGAAAUUGGAUCGCGUUUUUUCGCGAUAAUGAAAUUUUACUCCAGAUUAAUAAAGACUGUCAGAGACUGUGUCCAGAUUUUGAUUUCUUUCGUCGUCCCACAGAGUAUUCUUGUCUAUCAUUAUUUGGAAAGGAAGUACCUGUUGGGGUGUUACGGAGAAGAGGGGAAACCUCUGCACUUCAGUCCCGUUCAUUGAAUAAAAAUCUUGCCGGUGUUACAAAUAUAAUUCAUCUACCUACCUACGCUCCUUUCCAACCAAGCCAUCGAUUAUCUUCUGGUUUAGUAACACAAUCACAAAGAAGUAUGAUAAACCGUAAAAGCGAUUGGAAUUCGACCUCACCGCAUCAGGAACCACAUUGGGAAGUGAUUGAAAGAAUUCUAUAUGUAUAUUAUAAAACUCAUGUGUCUCAGGGUUAUGUUCAAGGAAUGAAUGAAAUUAUUGCACCGAUAUACUAUGUUUUCGCCACUGACCCCGAUGAAUCCUGGAGAAAAUAUGCAGAAAUGGAUACAUUUUAUUGCUUCAAUAACCUUAUGACUGAAAUUCAUCCUAAUUUUCUACGAAAGUUAGAUGGUAGUCAUGAAGCUGGUCUAGGUGGGCAAAUGAAAAUUUUAUCGGACUUAUUAUCUAAAUUCGACAAUAAUCUAUCUAAACACUUUGAAAAAAUAGAACUUGUUCCGGAACAUUUUGCAUUUCGUUGGUUAAGCUUGUUGCUGGCACGAGAAUUCAUGCUUCCAGAUGUACUCCUAUUAUGGGAUACACUUUUCUCAGAUCCACACAGGUUCAACUUACUUCCAUAUGUUUGCUGUUCAAUGUUAAUUGGUAUUCGUGAUCAACUACUGAAAGCAGAUUUUCCUACGGCUGUUCAACUUGUUCAAAGGACAUUUUCAAUAGUUAAACUAUUGGGUUUUCAGUUUUCCGGCCGUUAAAUUAGGCCAAUAAUUAUUAAAUUAUAUGUGUUUAAGAAGAAUGAUAAACUAUUAUUGAACAUAUAUAACCUAGAUGUUAAUUCACAUUUAAGUUUACUUUAAGAGUAUUUUAAACGAAUUGUCAUUUAAAUAUUUUAAUUUAAUGCUUUUUUUGUAUCAUUUACACUAAGAAUUAUCCAUCAAAUGUCGAUGUAAUGCAUAUUCUUUUGAAAGCCAGAACGUUUUAUACAGAUCACCGGAUUUAAAUCCUUCUCUUUCUAACUGUCAAAUGAUUUUUGUUAUUGCCACCUAUUCUGAACAAGAAAUAAAAGUGUAAAUGUGCAUUUAAAAAAAAAAUGUGUGUACAUGUCCGCAUAUGUUCGUACCUACCUAUUCACGAGUUUUUCCCUCUCUCUCUCUCUCUUUCUCAUUUACUAAUUUCAAAUAAUUCUUUAUUUCUAAUGAACAUCAGUUAUUUGGUGAUUUAUUACAUAACAACUUUUCGAUAAUUUUUAUAAUGAAAAUUACUGUUAUUGUUAUAAUUUAUUUCAUAUCAAAUUUGUAAUAUGAUUUAUAAUUAAAUGACUUACAUUUUUUUGUCUCUUUUCUCCGCUUCAUAUUAUUUCUUAAUAAAGUGCUAACAUGAUUGAUUUGUAUUAAUGACUUUGUUGUAUUCUAUUCGGUUACUGUAUCUUCAUGAUAAUGUACUCAUGAUUUUUUCUCUUUAUUUCUAUCUGAUUAUUAAACUUUAAAUGAUUGUUUGAAUAUUGCGACAAAUUGUUCAAGACAGUUAUUGUUUUUCCUUCUGAUUUUCUAUUUUCACAAUGAAUUUUAAUUAUUAUUUUUUGAUUUGAAAACAAUGAAUUAAAUCCUCAUUUUGUAACAAUAUUGUUUAAAUAUAUAUGUGUGAUUUCAAA